AUGGACGGAGGCCCCUCUACACUGAAAGGCAGUAAGGAGGAUGGAAAAGAAAAGCAGUGUGAAUAUUUAAAUUUUCCUCUUAUACAGAACACAGAGGAUAUGGCUGUGUCAGAAAAUGAAGAGAAGAAUCACAGAGAAGCCGAAAAUGUUCCCGAUUUGACAGAUUGGUGGUCAUUUCAUCACGCGUCUGAAGGAAUUGCUUCAUGGGGGUGA
Messenger RNA from Nezara viridula (southern green stink bug), 213 nucleotides. The record is from the annotation of a GenBank genome assembly. NCBI's taxonomy places the organism in Eukaryota, Metazoa, Arthropoda, Insecta, Hemiptera, Pentatomidae.